GCGCCCGGAGCCCCGCGCUCCGCGCCCCGUCCCUGCCGCGCUCGCCCGGGCCGCCCGGAGCCCCGAUGAGCCCAGAUGGCCGGGGCUCAACCCGGAGUGCACGCCUUGCAACUCAAGCCCGUGUGCGUGUCCGACAGCCUCAAGAAGGGCACCAAAUUCGUCAAGUGGGAUGAUGACUCCACUAUUGUUACUCCAAUUAUUUUGAGGACUGACCCUCAGGGAUUUUUCUUUUACUGGACGGAUCAAAAUAAGGAGACGGAGCUGUUAGAUCUCAGCCUUGUCAAGGACGCCAGGUGUGGGAAACAUGCCAAAGCUCCCAAGGACCCCAAAUUACGUGAACUUUUGGAUAUGGGCAACAUUGGGCGCCUGGAGCAUCGCAUGAUAACAGUGGUCUAUGGGCCUGACCUAGUUAACAUCUCCCAUUUGAAUCUUGUGGCUUUCCAAGAAGAAGUGGCCAAGGAGUGGACAAAUGAGGUUUUCAGUUUGGCAACAAACUUGCUGGCCCAGAACAUGUCCAGGGACGCAUUUCUGGAAAAAGCCUAUACUAAACUGAAGUUGCAAGUCACUCCAGAAGGGCGUAUACCUCUUAAAAACAUUUAUCGCUUGUUUUCAGCAGACCGAAAGCGAGUUGAAACUGCUUUGGAGGCUUGUAGUCUUCCAUCUUCAAGGAAUGAUUCAAUACCUCAAGAGGAUUUCACUCCAGAAGUGUACAGAGUUUUCCUGAACAACCUUUGCCCUCGACCCGAAAUCGAUAACAUCUUUUCUGAAUUUGGUGCCAAAAGCAAACCAUACCUUACUGUUGAUCAGAUGAUGGAUUUUAUCAACCUCAAGCAAAGAGAUCCCCGGUUAAAUGAGAUACUUUACCCACCUCUAAAACAAGAACAAGUCCAAGUGUUGAUUGAGAAGUAUGAACCCAACAAUAGCCUCGCCAAAAAAGGGCAGAUAUCAGUGGACGGAUUUAUGCGCUACCUGAGUGGAGAAGAAAAUGGAGUUGUUUCACCUGAGAAACUGGAUUUGAAUGAAGACAUGUCUCAACCCCUUUCUCACUAUUUCAUUAAUUCCUCGCACAACACCUACCUCACAGCUGGCCAGCUGGCUGGAAACUCCUCUGUCGAGAUGUAUCGCCAAGUACUUUUGUCUGGUUGUCGCUGUGUGGAGCUGGACUGCUGGAAGGGACGGACCGCAGAAGAGGAACCUGUCAUCACCCAUGGAUUCACCAUGACAACUGAAAUAUCCUUCAAGGAAGUGAUAGAGGCAAUUGCAGAGUGUGCAUUUAAGACCUCACCAUUUCCAAUUCUCCUGUCCUUUGAGAACCACGUGGAUUCCCCAAAACAGCAAGCCAAGAUGGCAGAGUACUGCCGACUGAUCUUUGGGGACGCGCUUCUCAUGGAGCCACUGGAAAAAUACCCGUUGGAAUCUGGAGUUCCUCUUCCAAGUCCUAUGGAUUUAAUGUACAAAAUUUUGGUGAAAAACAAGAAGAAAUCACACAAGUCAUCAGAAGGAAGUGGCAAAAAGAAGCUCUCGGAACAAGCAUCCAACACAUAUAGCGACUCUUCCAGUGUGUUCGAGCCCUCAUCUCCUGGAGCCGGGGAAGCUGACACAGAGAGUGAUGAUGAUGAUGAUGAUGAUGACUGUAAGAAAUCUUCAAUGGAUGAGGGGACUGCAGGGAGUGAGGCCAUGGCCACAGAAGAGAUGUCUAAUCUAGUGAACUAUAUUCAGCCAGUCAAGUUUGAGUCAUUUGAAAUUUCAAAAAAAAGAAAUAAAAGUUUUGAAAUGUCUUCCUUUGUGGAAACCAAAGGACUUGAACAACUUACAAAGUCUCCAGUGGAAUUUGUAGAAUACAACAAAAUGCAGCUAAGCAGGAUAUAUCCAAAAGGAACGCGUGUGGAUUCCUCCAAUUACAUGCCUCAGCUCUUCUGGAAUGCCGGCUGUCAGAUGGUUGCCCUUAACUUCCAAACAGUGGACCUGGCUAUGCAGAUAAAUAUGGGGAUGUAUGAAUACAAUGGGAAGAGUGGCUACAGAUUAAAGCCAGAAUUCAUGAGGAGACCUGACAAGCAUUUUGAUCCUUUUACCGAAGGCAUUGUGGACGGGAUAGUAGCCAACACUUUAUCUGUUAAGAUUAUUUCUGGUCAGUUUCUGUCUGAUAAGAAAGUUGGGACUUACGUGGAAGUGGAUAUGUUUGGUUUGCCUGUGGACACAAGGAGGAAGGCAUUUAAGACCAAGACCUCACAAGGAAAUGCAGUAAAUCCUGUCUGGGAAGAAGAACCUAUUGUGUUCAAAAAGGUAGUUCUUCCUUCUCUGGCCUGCUUGAGGAUAGCAGUUUAUGAAGAAGGAGGUAAAUUCAUCGGCCACCGGAUAUUGCCAGUGCAAGCCAUUCGACCAGGCUAUCACUACAUCUGCCUGAGAAAUGAAAGGAACCAGCCUCUCAUGCUGCCGGCUCUCUUUGUCUACAUAGAAGUGAAAGACUAUGUGCCAGACACAUACGCAGAUGUCAUUGAAGCUUUAUCAAACCCAAUCCGAUAUGUGAAUCUGAUGGAGCAGAGAGCUAAGCAACUGGCUGCUUUGACGCUAGAAGAUGAAGAAGAAGUAAAGAAAGAGGCUGAUCCUGGGGAAGCACCUUCCGAGGCACCGAGUGAAGCCAAGACCACCCCAGCAGAAAAUGGAGUGAAUCACACUUCAUCCCUGGCCCCUAAACCACCCUCCCAAGCUCUGCAUAGCCAACCAGCUCCAGGUUCUGUAAAGGCACCUGCAAAAACAGAAGAUCUUAUUCAGAGUGUACUAACAGAAGUGGAAGCACAAACUAUUGAAGAGCUAAAGCAACAAAAAUCAUUUGUGAAACUUCAGAAGAAGCACUACAAAGAAAUGAAAGACCUGGUUAAGAGACACCACAAGAAAACUACUGACCUUAUCAAAGAACACACUACAAAAUACAAUGAGAUUCAGAAUGACUACUUGAGAAGGAGGGCAGCUUUGGAAAAGACGGCCAAAAAGGACAGUAAGAAAAAAUCAGAACCUAGCAGCCCUGACCAUGGCUCAUCAACGAUUGAGCAAGACCUUGCUGCCCUGGAUGCAGAAAUGACUCAAAAGUUAAUAGACUUGAAGGACAAACAACAGCAGCAGCUACUUAAUCUUCGACAAGAACAAUAUUAUAGUGAAAAAUACCAGAAGCGGGAACAUAUUAAACUGCUCAUUCAAAAGUUGACAGAUGUUGCUGAAGAAUGUCAGAACAAUCAGUUAAAGAAGCUCAAAGAAAUCUGUGAGAAAGAGAAGAAGGAGUUAAAGAAGAAGAUGGAUAAAAAGAGGCAGGAGAAGAUAACAGAAGCUAAAUGCAAAGACAGAAGCCAAAUGGAAGAGGAGAAGACAGAGAUGAUCCGGUCGUACAUCCAAGAGGUGGUGCAGUACAUCAAAAGGUUAGAAGAGGCACAGAGCAAACGGCAAGAAAAACUCGUGGAGAAACACAAGGAGAUCCGGCAGCAGAUCCUGGAUGAAAAGCCCAAGCUGCAGAUGGAGCUAGAGCAGGAAUACCAAGACAAAUUCAAGAGACUGCCUCUGGAGAUUUUGGAGUUUGUGCAGGAAGCCAUGAAAGGGAAGAUCAGUGAAGACAGCAAUCAUGGUUCUGCCCCUCCUCCUGUGGCCUCAGACCCUGGGAAAGUUAACCACAAGCCUCCCUCCAGUGAGGAGGUGGAAGGAGACAACCCAGGAAAAGAGUUUGAUACUCCGCUGUGACUGCUCCUGCCAGGCCUUUAGGAUAUGCAUGGCUGCUCAAGCCCCAUCGGACUCUCUUAUUACACAGAUCACUGCCCAGAACUCUCUUCCUCAGAAACAUCCCUCAGCCUAAAACCCACACCCAUGGGCGUUCCAGAAGGAUCCAUGCAGAAGUCCCAUACCCAGGUUCCAUUUGUCAUGUGGAAAUGACUGCAGGUCUACUAGGGAAGAGUGCAUGUAGGUGGGAUGUUUGUGUUGUCUCCAGUAGUAAAUUCAAAGCAGGCAACUUCCAAGCUCCAUGGAACAUUUAAUGAAGGACACUGUCUUCUUUGAAGAAAAUUGAGCUUGUCUCUCUAUUUGAAGCUCUGAUGUAAAGUAUUUCAAAGUAAUAGAAAUAGUUUCAUAAUGCAUAGCACUAUUUAACACAUUGAACAGCUGACUUUGAGCAUUUUUUUCCCAACUGCCCCUCAACUACAUAUCUUCAAGUGGAUAUGCAUAUUAAAUUGCUUCAUCUUUUCCUUUGCAAGCACUGGUGGCUUGCAGUUUGCUAAUUUAUUUACCAUACAAACAUCGUGUAUUCGUUGCUGACAUGGCUUUGUUAGCUACCAUAGUGAUGCAAAUAAGCUGGUUUUCUUUUUUCAAAAAUAUCAUUUCAUUGCCCAGUGAGGCCAUCCCAAGACUGAGCAAUAUGAAUUGACUGACAUCUGGCUGCAUGAGCAAGCUAGCUGUGCAUUUCCAGGCACUGUUCUACCUGAACUGACUCUGCACUCAAAGUUGGGGUAUUCAUAUGAUUAAUAGCUACAAAUGGUCCAUUCUGUUGAAUGAAAAUGAUUGAACUGAUGUAUGUUAAGCAAAAAUUCAAUCAUAGUGAAUAGGUUCCAGUGGUAAUUUUGCUGUCUGACAUUGUUUUAUGGUUCAUUUAUUUUUAAUAUAGAAAAGACAAUAUUUAUCUAGAGAAUACAUAAACCCACUAUAAAUGAUAUAUAUUAUCUCCAUGUAUAUAUGUAUGCACUCAGCCAUUUAAGUGCAUAUGCAGACACACACACACACACACACUAAAUGUAGAUGUGUGUUUAAUUGGCAGUGACUCAAAUCUCUUCCACAAGGAAAUAUGGAUAGAGAAAAAAAGGUCUAACAUGUAGUUUAAAUGAAUAUUAAAUUAUGUGGAAAUACUAAGAAACGAUUGAUGGAUCCAUUGAUGCAAGUUGAGGUAGACUUAGAAUUUAGACUAUGAAUUUGAUAUGUAUUUUACAGAAUCAAAAAUUGAAUUUUAAGCAUCAGAUUUUAAGCUUGUUUAAUGGUUAGAUUGUAUAAAAAUGUAUAGGCUAAUAAAAUGAAAAUUUAUAGUAUCUUCCAUAAUUUUAAAGUCUGACAGAUGUUAAUUUUAUUCUAACAUUUCAAAAGCUUUCAUUAUAUAUUUACUGUGUGCAUUCAAUCCACUUAACUGUGUCUUUUUACAUUUCUGUUUUAGGUGGCUUAAGAGAAACAGUGAUGGUAAAAGUGAUUGAAAAUAUUGUUGAAAGGUCUAAUCAAGGAAGAGUAACUAUAUAGAGAAAAAUAUAAUUUAGAAAGUAACACAAAGAACUUUGAAGUUAAACACCAGAAGCAAAAUGCUCAUAGCUUUAUGUUAAUUUAAAAUAAACCUGUCUGAGUGUAGCUUAGCAAAACAUUUUAAAACAGAAAAACCAGUGUGUCUUGAAAAUUGUGUUUUAAGAAUUUAAUAUUUUUAUGGAAAUUAUUUAUCUUUAAGCAAUAACUAGGGAUCACAAUUACAUUUUAAUCAAAAUGAAGGCUUAAUUCAAACAUUAGGAAAAAGUAUAAAAAGAAGUAAUGAGGCACAAGGGGAAAAUCGCAUCCUCUUUGGAGAUGAUUAUAUUUUGAUUGGAAGGACUUAGUGUGUUAAUUAGACACUUAAUAAAACCUAACUUCCACUGAAAGAGAAAUCUUUUGUAAAUCAUUCUACUUUAGCACUUUGAAAGAAAGGCAUUAAUCAUAAAGAAGCAAGAAUGGUCAAAACUGAAUGCUGCAUUUUUAUAAACAAAAUCACAGAUUGUCUAAAAUUGCAGAAGAGUGAACUAAUAUCAUUCAUAAGCAAACACAAUGAUGGUUAUUACACAAUAUUGUAUCACAUUUUAGUCCAGAGCUAAACAAAGAAAGAUUGAAUAACCUUGACUUCCACAAAACGGUUUUGGUAGUUGAAUUUCAUUAUCUUAGUGACUCUAGUCAUUUUACAAUAUGUUUGUAUUUGGCCAUUUACUGUAAUCACAUUUUUAUAUCUGUACAACGACACUUUUUGCAGUUGUGGGGUAGUGUGUAACACUGUCCAUCUUGCAUCAUUGAAACUACUACAGUGAUAUUAUCAUUUAAUAAUAUUACUUGAAAUAGACUAAGAUAAAGAAAAAGGAUCUAUAUGAUGUGCAGUUUUGUGCCUUUAUGUAUUUGCCUUGUUCUUUGUUGAAUGUGUGAAAUUCUGUACUGUGGUUUUUCCUCUAAUAGGGAGUAGAGCUGUGUAUUGAAUUUGACUGUGUCCCUCUGAUACCUUUACACUACUGAGAAUAACGUGGUUUUGGCUGUGCAAACCAGUUUUCAAAGUUCUAUUGACUUGCCAUGUGUUUUUGGUUUGUAACAUUUCAUUUUAACAUUUCAGCAUCACCACCCAUUAAUUGAUACUCCUCUAGUAAAUAAAUAGUCAUUAAAUAAUUCCAAAAAAAGGGCCAUUGCUUGCGUUACUUUGGACUUAAUGUUGUGCUUGUGCAUUGUAUUAAUAUUGUUUGUAAUGGAUUGGACAUUGUGACUUUUGUCUUUUAAGAAGAAACAAUGAGAUAGGACAAAGUAUUUGAAGCUCUUUAAAAUGUACAUAUUUUGGUUCCUCUAUCUCAAAUUAUUUAAAAUGCAUAAUUCACAUUUUUGUAAUAAUUCUAUGCAAUUUUGUGGCAUGAUGUUUCUUCCACUGGUAAUUUUAUGUGCUUUCAUCACAAAUCCAAAGG
Molecule: messenger RNA, 6692 nt
Organism: Lepus europaeus (European hare)
Lineage: Eukaryota; Metazoa; Chordata; Mammalia; Lagomorpha; Leporidae
Gene: PLCB1
Product: phospholipase C beta 1
Exons: 32
Coding region: 76-3726 (1216 amino acids)
Biological process (GO): phosphatidylinositol-mediated signaling; lipid catabolic process; memory
Cellular component (GO): nuclear speck; cytoplasm
Molecular function (GO): calmodulin binding; calcium ion binding; phosphatidylinositol-4,5-bisphosphate phospholipase C activity
Source: RefSeq, a predicted model, not a curated record